UCUCUCUCUCUCCCUGUGUGUGCGCGUGUAUGUGUGUGUUAUUUUCCAUCCCGACACAUUUUUGCAGCAUAUCAUUGCAGACAAGCUGUAGACUAUAGGAUGUGUUCGCGUCCAUGUGCACAUUUAGCACACUUAAUAAUCAAUAUUUUUAUAGUGUUAUUUUUGCACACAGAGUGUGAGAGGCUGCAGCAGAGUGAAGAGGGGCCAAGGGGGGGCCGCGUUCUGUCGAAGAACUCAAGUGAAUAGAAGUGGAAGCGGGCGUGGUGACGUCACGGGUCCACAUUGAGCCAGUAGUGCUUUGAGUCAGCGGCAGACAGACGAACGCCCCACUAAAGUCCACACCGACAUGAACUUCUCCCUGUAGAACCACACCGACGUUGCUCGCUAAGCCGGGACAGGACGACUUUUAGCCGGAACUUGCUUUUUUUUUUACCCGCGUUCGAAAGGGAGAGGAAAAAAAAGAGGAGAAAAAGCAGCUGAUUUUGGGUUUUGUUUUUAGGGGGUCGACGACGAGCGCCAUGUCGUCCGCGGCGGUCGCUGCUUCUUCCAGGAGGCAGUCGUGUUAUUUGUGCGACCUGCCCCGCAUGCCCUGGGCCAUGAUUUGGGAUUUUACCGAGCCCGUGUGCAGGGGAUGUGUCAACUACGAGGGAGCGGACCGCAUCGAGUUUGUCAUCGAGACGGCCCGACAGCUCAAGCGGGCUCAUGGCUUCCAGGAGGGCAGGUCUCCCGGGCCCGUCAAGUCACAGCUCUCCGGGAAGGAGAUCCAGGCGAUCAACCACGCUGCGGCGGGGGACCCCGGCUCGCGGCCGCCGCAACCGCUGGACCGCUACCCGCUCUCCUCCGAGCGGCCCCCCAGGCUGGGCUCCGAGUACCAGUCUAGCAGGCAGGCGAACGGCAUCCCCGUCCCCAAUGGAUUUCCUAAGCCCGACGAGCCUCCGGAGCUGAACCGCCAGAGUCCAAACCCGCGGAGGAAUAGCACGGUGCCCCCGAAUCUUGUGCCUUUAGUGAACGGGAGCAUGCCCCCGGUGCACGCCGUCAACGGCAGGCCGGGCCAGAUGGGGCUUCCCUCCGCCCUGGCCGGUAGUCCCGCCGAGCUGGGCAAGAGACCCGCCUCGGUGUCCAGCACCGAGCACGACCGGGAGGGCAAGGAGAAGCACAGACCGGACAGCCUGACACCGGAGAUCUCGGAAGGCCACAAAGGCAGAGCGGAGCCGGACUGGAUGGGCAAGGGAAAGACGGUGCGGGACCUGAUGGCUCUGCACACCUUCGACAGCCGCUUCAAGAUGGACCAUGCGGCCAUGCAACAAAGGGUGAAGGGCUAUGACGGCAGCGCAUCGGCUUCCAAGUCAGACAGAGGAAAGCACCCCCGCAGCAUGAAGAGAAAAGCGUCACCUGAACCAGAGGGCGAGGGCACAGCCGCCAAGCUCAAUGGAGCGGAAGGACAGCAGUGGUUACCCCCACCUUCCGACGGACUCAAAAUGCCACCGGUUCCCCCUCCCAGCUUCGCCUCCCCCCCUUCCACGAUAUCCCCCCACUCCCGCACCACCCCACCCGAGGCGGCCCAGAACGGCCAGUCCCCCAUGGCGGCGCUCAUCAUGGCGGCAGACAACGCAGGCGGGAACAGCUCACCCAAGGACGCCAACCAGGUCCACUCCACCACCCGCAGGAACAGCAGCAGCCCCCUGUCGCCGUCCUCCAUGAGUCAGAGGAGACUGGCGCAGAGAGAUGCAUCGGGUGCAGGUACCCCCCACGUGCCAGGCAUGGACCAAGUGCACCCCCAAAGCAUUCCGGACUCCUCGGUACCGGGCAGCAUACCCCUGUGCUGCACGCUGUGCCACGAGCGUUUGGAGGACACCCACUUUGUUCAGUGCCCGUCUGUGCCCUCUCACAAGUUCUGCUUCCCAUGCUCGAGGGAGAGCAUAAAGCAGCAAGGUGCCACGGGUGAAGUGUACUGUCCGAGCGGGGAGAAGUGUCCCCUGGUGGGCUCCAACGUACCGUGGGCUUUCAUGCAGGGGGAAAUUGCCACCAUCCUUGCAGGAGACGUCAAAGUAAAAAAGGAGAGGGACCCUUGAUUUGGUUUGAAGCAGACAAAAUGAGUAUAAAUAUAUAAAUAUCACAUACAUACCAUUCAGACUAACAGACUUGUACAUAUUGGACCCAAGGGAAGAGUAUACUUCGUAAACAUGGUUGUAUAAUUUUUGAUUUUUCAAUACAUUGUGUUUCUAUAUUUUUGAAGAUAAAGGUAUGUACUCAUUAUAAUGAACUACGUUCCUCUGUUGAUGUUUAACAAAAUUCUCGAUGUACUUCUAGGUCUGGUGGCAGUUCCUGUUUAACGUAGAAUGUGACUAAUGCUACUCUACGAGCACUUGGCAAAACUGAAAUGCUUUUAGCUGUACUUGUAUGCACUUGUUUUAAAAAAAAAAAAUUGCCAAAUACAAUUUCUUGAUCUUGUAUGAA
This is a messenger RNA of Dunckerocampus dactyliophorus (ringed pipefish), 2457 nucleotides long. It is a transcript of the gene irf2bp2a, whose product is annotated as interferon regulatory factor 2 binding protein 2a. Gene Ontology annotation, molecular function: transcription corepressor activity. Gene Ontology annotation, cellular component: nucleus. Gene Ontology annotation, biological process: regulation of transcription by RNA polymerase II. NCBI's taxonomy places the organism in Eukaryota, Metazoa, Chordata, Actinopteri, Syngnathiformes, Syngnathidae. Bases 519 to 2072 code for a protein of 517 amino acids. The transcript is spliced from 2 exons. The record is from RefSeq and is a predicted model, not a curated record.